Molecule: messenger RNA, 2094 nt
Organism: Caenorhabditis angaria
Lineage: Eukaryota; Metazoa; Nematoda; Chromadorea; Rhabditida; Rhabditidae
Source: the annotation of a GenBank genome assembly
AUGUCGCGGGGAAGUCAUCUUACAAAAGAGGAACAAGCUCAAAUUAGAGCAUUCAAAAUCGCCGGAUGGUCCAAUAGAAUGAUUUCGUCAAAAUUGAAACGAUCUCUCAACUGUAUUAAUCAAUUUGUCAACAAUCCGGAUCACUAUGAGCGAAUGAAAAACACUGGAGCUCCCAAAAAACUCACGGAGAGAGAUAAACGAGGGAUUGUUAGGUUGGCUUCGAACACAAUGAAAUCGUGUAAUGACAUCAAAAACGAGCUGGGUUUGAAUAUCAGUAAGACUACAGUUUGGAGAGCCAUAGACCAAUCCCCAGAAAUCGUUCGAGCCAAAUUGGUGCCAGCUCCGCGUCUCACACUUCGCCACAAAGACAACCGUCUUACUUUCGCAAAAGCCAACAUGGCCACAGAUUGGGAUAAGGUAAGUAAUUUUUCUAAAAACAUCAAAUAUUGAUGUUUUCUUGUUCAGAUAAUUUUUUCUGACGAAAAAAAGUUUAAUCUUGAUGGUCCGGAUGGUUACAACUCAUACUGGCAUGAUAUCAGAAAGGAUCAACUUCGCUUCCCAAAGAGAAAUUUUGGAGGAGGACGGGUUAUGUGUUGGGGCGCAUUUUCUGCAGCUGGAACGUUAAAAAUAGCUUUUGUUUCAUUCAAGAUGGAUUCGUUAGAUUACCAAAAAACCCUCCAUGACUAUCUUUUGCCAUAUUUGAGGCGGUUCCGGACCAGAAAGUUCACUUUUCAACAGGAUAAUGCUGCCAUCCACGUCAGCCAAUCAUCAAAAGAUUGGUUCAAAAGCCACAAAAUCAAAGUUUUGGAUUGGCCAGCGUGUUCUCCUGAUCUUAAUCCGAUGGAAAACGUAUGGGGGGAGCUCGUUCGCCGAGUUUAUGCUCAAGGAAAAAAUAUGAUACUGUGGACCAACUCAAAGAUGCCAUCGAGACGGAAUGGAAUAAAAUCGAUAAGAACUACCUCAAGAGACUUGUUGACUCGAUGCCAAAUCGUCUCUAUGAUGUCAUUUCUAAACAUGGAGGUCCAACUAAGUAUUGAUUUUCGAUUAUAUGUCUCCAAUGGGAAUUCUGGAUUAGGUGAACCUAUCGUUUUGAAACGCUAAAUUUUUGAAAUUUUUGAACUCCGGUCAUUUAUUUUUUUAUUAUUUGGUAGUUUCAGAUAAAAUUGAGUUUUCUUAGCUAAUUUUGUGUGCUCUUUUUUAUUUUUAACUCGGAUUGUUAUUACAACUCACACCUCGGCUGAUUUCAGAAAUUUUGGGGGUGAACCUAUCAUUAUGAAACGCACUGUAUUUUUUUCCGCUUGAAAAUCAGUGAACUUUUGGCUAAAAAAUCUUGAACUUCCGGGAACGUUUCUACGUUUUAAGAGACGUUAUUUCUAAAAACGGAAAUUCGUGCGGCCAAGAAAAAAGUCAUAGUCUCGGAUUCGGCUCAAAUUUUUUUCUUUGAAAGCCCUAUAGGUGAGGAUGACUCUCCACCAAAAAUUUUGACCCAAAUGUGUUUCCCCCCUUUCACGUGAUCACGUGAAAAAUUCGUGGGUGGUCUCCAGUAAAAUUUGAGGAACUUUCUUCAAAGUCAAGCUUUUUUCACAAACUCAACGCGGUUUUGAUUCAUUAAUGAUGGACUUUCAUCGACAACAUCCGCCCCAUAAUGGUGCAGCUCCCUAAGGGUUGCACCAAAAUUUUUGGAAAAUUUUUUUUGAAAUUUUUCUAAAAAUCGAUUUUUCUCCUUUUAAACCAAAAAUGCGCGCGCUGUAACUGCUUUUAUAAUGUUCCUCAUCCCUUUUUACCCCCAGGAGCAAAGUAUGAGAAAAUUAAUCGAUACUCUUUUUUAGUUAUUUCAGAUUGAAUAAGCUCACCUAGAGCGCGCGCUGCACACAAACACACACAAUCUCAAUUAUUUUUUAUUUAUUUCUUGUUUUUGUCUGUGUUUGUGUUUUGAAAAAGUACUACAGUGCCCAUAACUGUUUUUUCAAUAUAUUUAUGGGAAAAAUAUGCAUUGUGAGAUCUAUUCCGAUGUUUCCAGUGAGAACAUCUAGAAAAAUUGAUAUGGCUCAAUACAUCGAUUUUUAUGACAUAUUAUCGUCGGAUAUUCGAUAA